This is a messenger RNA of Penicillium diatomitis, 513 nucleotides long. RefSeq lists its product as uncharacterized. The transcript has a single exon. Lineage: Eukaryota; Fungi; Ascomycota; Eurotiomycetes; Eurotiales; Aspergillaceae. The record is from RefSeq and is a predicted model, not a curated record. The coding region runs from base 1 to 513 and encodes 170 amino acids.
AUGUACCUCUAUCUGCACAGCCACUACAAUGUGGCUGGUGAGGCUGAGCAUCUACAUAUUCUGCCGGGAUCUCCUUUGGUAUCAACAACAGCGGGGGUUGAAAGGCGGUCACUCGAGUGGCCCGUGCCUCUUCACGUGGCCUGGCCAAGGUCCCCGGCGAGAGUCAUAGUGGCGGUGACAGGCCACUACCAAUCAGAACCCGUGGGUCACCGCUUCUUCAGCGGGGAUCCGGUGAACCUGCUCCAGGCUAAGAAGACUUACAGUACUAUCGCAACUGACUUACAACAACAAGAAUCCUACUACUAUCGAGAAGAAGACGGAGCUCAACUCAAAGUUCACUACUCGCUCGACUGCGAAAGUGCCCCAGGCGGUGAUAGCGGAGAUGCACUUACUAUGCGGCCAUGCCUCCUCGAGUCUCGGCAGACCCUCUAUGACCCGUUUGACUCCCUCUCUAUUCACGAUGGCAGCAGGUCUGUGUUCACCAGGCUCUCCACCCAUGCCGAAUUGAUUUGA